Molecule: messenger RNA, 1476 nt
Organism: Gregarina niphandrodes
Lineage: Eukaryota; Apicomplexa; Conoidasida; Eugregarinorida; Gregarinidae
Product: SET domain protein
Exons: 2
Coding region: 1-1476 (491 amino acids)
Molecular function (GO): protein binding
Source: RefSeq, a predicted model, not a curated record
AUGCCAACAGCUGAUCGGAGUUAUUUAAAUCAAGAGCUUGACUCUUAUAAAAACAGGUACCAAUACGAAAAGGAGGUAGACGAGGAGCCGGAGGAAGAAGAGGAGGAGGAAGACUAUUACGGCGCCGCGGAAGAGGAGGACGAUGAAGAUGAUGAUGAUGAUGCGGAUGAAGCUAAUGUCGACGAUGAUGACGACGAGGAAUAUUCCAGCGGCUCCCACCUGAUGCCGUACACACUGGAUCAAAUUGACCAGAGGGUCUUUAUUCAGCGCGUUGAAGGAAAAGGGAGAUGCCUCUUUGCCAGAGUCGCUUUAAAACCAGGAGAUAUUAUCUUCGUGGAAAACCCCGUAUUGGCUGCUACCCCGAAAACUGAUCCGGAUUUGUGGGAAGAGUUGGCUCGUAUAAAUGAAGAAGAAGCGCUUUCGCUACCUCCGGUAUGGCAUUUGGGUGCCGUAACAUCAUUAAGGAAGUUGGAUCUAUCCCAACAACGGGUUAUCCAAGACAAGUUUGUUCCGGAUCCAGAACAAGCUCCCAGUCGCGAUGUCAUCAGAAUUCUUAGUGCCACCGGACUUGCUCUGGACCCCAUGAAGUAUGAACGUGCCCUGAAUGCAUGGCGGUUCAAUGGGUUCGGACACCAUGCUGAGGACGACGGACUGAUUCUAUAUAAUCGCAUAUCGAAUAUGGCGCAUAGCUGUGAGGCAUCAGCAACCUGGCAUUAUGCUGACGAAGACGCCUUUGUCCUACGAGCAAGACGACACCUUGCACCAGGAGACGAGAUCACCAUAUCAUACAUCAACGACGAUGACUUAUACAAGCCAGUACAUAUACGUAGAGUUAAGCUCUCAUCUUGGCAAUUUACCUGCCAAUGUCGUCGUUGCACACAUUCUACUGACACUUGCCGUGGCUUCCUGUGUCCUGACUGCGCCGCUGGAACUAUAUUUCUCAAAACGGAUGUCUCCGGCGAAGACGAAUACUAUACCACUGCUAGUACCUGCACCGUCUGCCAUCAUGACUUUGACGAGGAGGAAAUUCGACGCUACGAAGAACUUGAAGCUUCCUACGUAUCAAGACUCGAUGACACUUCCAAAGAUAAUCUACUGGACGCUGAAAAUGUUUACCAAGAGGCUGCUAGGGUCUUCACACAACACCAUGUCAUGUAUGAACUUGAUACCAUCUUAUAUUACGGCUAUCUACAAGCUAAUAAUAUACCUGGUGCCGAAAAUCACAUGAAGAACCGCAUUGAGUUCCUCUCCAGAGCCUCACCCAAAGUCUCCUUGACUCUUGCUGGUCUGUGGGAGGAACUCGGAGACCUACUCAGCAAACAUAUUGAAGGCCAAACCGCGAUAUCCGGAUACCAUAAAAACAAGAUCACCCGCUGCUAUGAGAACGCAUUUAAUAGCCUCAUAGUCCUAUGUGGCGCUGAUCAUGAAUAUACAAUAGCAGCUCACGUAAGUUUGGAUCCUAUGUUGUUGUGCUAG